CUAAAGUAGCAGAACAUUGCCGUACGGUACUACAGAAAUACGGGAUAAGUAAAACAGGUGAAAUUAAAACGGAGGAAAAAGACAUCUGUAAGAUCUGACAACCUACAUUGUAUUACGAUUUAGGUAAAAUGGGCUCUUAUAUUUCAACUUCAUAUUCUGAAAGUGUAAGUACUGAAGCAAUUGGAAGCACUAAGCACGUGGCUUCCAUUAAGGUUGAAAGAAAUGUUGGUUACCAUAAAGUAAGACGGCAACUGAGUGGUAACUUUCGUUUAGUUAUUGAACAGCUCAAUCUACAGGAUUAUUACCCCCAAAAAAUAACUCGUGAAAAAGCAUUGACAGUUUCAGACAAUGAAAUUUCAACAAAGGAUCUUAAAGAUCCUGGCAAGAUUCCUUGGUUUAUUCUGCAAAAUCUCAUCGUGUGCAACUAUGAAGGAAGAAAUUUUGAAGUGAACCAGAACAUAUCGACACUCUCUGAAUUAGAAGACUCAUUGUCUGAACUAGAAGAAUCAUUGUCUUUGCUGAAAGUUCAUUCAGAUGAAACGAGCUGCGGUGACACUUCAGCAGAUGUAAGCCCUUUAGACGCAGUUGUGGCCCUAUUUUUGUGCUGUGACGAUUUUUUAAGACAAAUUUUGGUAGAGAAAAUGUCAAUGUGUCAGCUUGCUAUUCCAUUAAUAUUACCAAUUAACACUGACCCAAAUGAAAGUGAAAUGAUUUUAUGGGCAAUGAGAACAGUAAAAAAGCAAUGGAAAACGCAUACAAACCCAUCAUGCGAGCAGUUAAUGGCUGUAUUUCCAUUGCCAAUUGUGUCGGCCAUUCGCUUGGGUAGACCGCGUAUAUCAAAAUCGAGAAUACUCAACAAUGUCAUUAGCAGUCUAAAACAUGACAUUUUCUUUCACUGUGAAUGCAAUGGUGGAUCUUUAGAAAAAAAAAUAUCAAAAGGUUUAUUGGAAAUGGCAUGGUACCUUCCAAAUGGAGUAAAAGAAGAUAUCUUUCCUGAGGCGCUUACGUUCAUAAAUUUGAGAGGAAACGCACUUAACCUUGAAGAUCAAACAUCAUUUAUAUCAGAAAUAUCAGCAGCAACUAUUGCAUUCACGUCUUCCAACGACUUUGAGGAAGAAGACAGUGACUUACUUAAAUCACUGUACAUACAAAAUGGCAAUUUAAUCCUUGUAUUAGAUGGAAAACCAAAUGAACUUAUCAAAGACUCAAUUCAAAAGUUGUUCCAUAUAUCUUCCGAGAUAGAAAAACAAAAACCAGUAUUGAUUUCUUCCUUAAAAAACACCGAAUCACUGAUGAUUAGGAAAAUCCGAGGUUCUCUCAAUAACUUUAUUUUUACAGAAAAUGGUUAUUCUGAUGUUUAUUUGAGAGGUAUUGAAAGUUGGGCUGCAGAUGAAAGUAUACAAUUUCAUGUUGACGAAAUCACCCAAGACUGUUUAGCAGCGAAGAGGAACGCAGACGGGAUAUUUAAAUAUUUAAAUCCGCCUGAAAAAGAAAAACAACAAGGCUUACCUCUGCAAAGAAUUGCAUUUGAUAUCGGAGAGAAGAAAAAAGAACAGUAUCGAUUGAAACUUAAAGGCAAAAUGCAAACAGAGGAGUACUUUGAAAAGAUACAAUCUGAUAUUACAUCAUUGAGAGAAAAGCAGAAAAAAGUAUGUGACGAGAUUCCGAUACCUAUACUUGAACAAUUCAGCAGGUCUUGCUCAUAUCCAGUAAUAGAGAGAAAGUAUUUUCAUAGCUACAUUAAGAUAAAAACAGAGGUGUACACGUGUAGCUUUGAUACACAACAAAUACGCAGAGAUUACAAUACCAAAUGGAAGGAGUUAUGUGACGAUCUGCAAAAAAAUCAAAACAGGCAAACACCACAAAUGAGAUUUAAAGAAAAGGAACUUGAUGACCUUGCAAUCAAGGUUUCUAAUCUUGCAUUGGGCUUAGAACACUUUAGUAGAGAAAUUGGACAAAUAUACGAAAUGAAAUCACAUUUAAAGUGUCUGGAUGAUUCAACUCGUAAAUUUCCAGCCGUUGCAGCAGAAAUGUUACUCCACGGGCAUUCUCUAGAAUUGAUGGAUGGUGACGCCUCCCAUGUUCCACUCAUUUGGAUUAAGGCCGUACUUACGUCUUUACAAGAAAAUAUUGGAGAUAAACGAUUGUUUGUGUUAUCAAUACUUGGUGUUCAAAGUAGCGGAAAAUCAACUAUGCUUAAUGCAAUGUUUGGCUUGCAGUUUGAUGUUAGCGCAGGAAGAUGUACUAAAGGCAUAUUUGCCCAGCUGGUGCCACUUGACGAGACUUUGCAAAAGAAUACUCAUUGUGACUACAUUUUGGUAGUUGACACAGAAGGUUUACGUGCUCCAGAGUUAGCAAGCAUUGAACAUAGCAACCGUGACAACGAGCUUGCCACUCUUACGAUUGGUUUAGCUGAUACUACAAUCAUUAAUAUAAUGGGAGAAAAUGCAGUUGAAAUGCAAGACAUUCUUCAGAUUGCUGUUUACGCAUUCAUCAAAAUGAAAAGUGUGAACAUUAAACCAAGUUGUAUUUUUGUACACCAAAAUAUAACAAAUGUUACAGCGUCCGAUAUGAAUACCACUCAGAAGAGGACAAUAAAGAAAAUAUUGGAUGAAAUCACUCUCUAUGCUGCAAAAGAACAAAACUGCAGCGACAGAAUACAAACAUUUUCCGACGUUAUUCAAUUUCAGGAACAUAAACAUGUGAUGUAUGUUUCUAGUCUGUGGAAAGGAGAUCCACCAAUGGCACCUCCUAAUCCAAAAUAUAGUGAAUGUAUUCGUCGAAUCAAGAGGCAGAUCAUACAAUCCAUGCAAGAUUCUGAAGCUAAAUCCGUGGAAGACUUCAAAUGUAGGCUGGCAGAUCUUUGGAAAGCAAUUCUAUGUGAAAACUUUGUAUUCAGUUUUAAAAAUACAAUCGAGAUGCUGGCGUUUAAUGCUUUGGAAUUGGAAUAUGUAAAACAUUCUCGUACAUUAAGAAGAAACGCAAUGAUUUAUGUCGACAACCUACAUACAAAAUGUAAGAAACUUGCAGCUAACGAGAUAGCAGAGCUUGGUCAUACAACACUACACCAGUAUAUUGCUAAAUUCAACGAAGAUGUUGCGACUUUCAAUAACAGCAUGGGAGAAUAUUUUUCAAGAGAAACAAAAUCGUGUCAGUGGAAAGCUAGAACAGAAUCAAACAUGACUGAACUAUGUGAAAAUAUCAGAAAAGAACUACAUAAUGAAUUUGAAUCUAUUAAAAAGAAAAUCAUUGGAAGGGCCGAAAUCGACUCAAGUAUGAAAAUGCAUGAAAGGGAUAUUUUACAAAAGGCUAAAAGCUUAGCUGAAGCAUUCCGUGACAAGGAACUUUCUGAUUCAGAUCUGAGAGUGAAGUUUGAUGAGGAGUGGGAGACUUGGAUUUCUAGUGUACCCACUCUAAGGGUAGGCCUACACGUUGAUAUUAAAUCUUCUCUUGAAAACUUAAUUCGAUCAGCUCAUUCAUGCCAUCACAGUGAAAUAAGACGUAUGAUCAUGGGCGAAGCCAAUUUACCAGUAACUGAAAUUAUGCAGUCGACUUAUUCUGGAGCCUUUGUAACUGAAGAUGAUCUGGAUUCCAGAUUGUGGAAUAAAAAAAAUGUAAACAUGGUUUCUUGUCGUGCAGUUAGUAAAUUAACAUGCCUCGACACUGCAAAGUCAAUUACAGAAAAUUUACGAUCAGAGGUAUCAGAAAUGAUUCGAAUUUAUGGCAUUGAGGGAAAUAACUACAAUGAUAUCUUUGGAAAUCAUCUCUUUGAUUUCUUGGCAGAACAUCUAUCGAACGAGUUUGAAGAAAGAGUUACCUUCAAGGACAUUGGAGUACUUCGUAUAAAAAUGCGUAUUGUCUGGUCAUUGCUACCGAAGUUAAACAAUUUAAAAGAAAAGUACAGGCAAGAAAAUGAUCUGAGAUUCUACAUGAAGACUCAAAAGGACAGAUUGUGGCAAAUUUUUAGAGACGAAUGUACGAUGAUAGAAACAAGCGUUAAAGCAGCCUCUUUGGUAUCUCGAGAAUUGGAAAGUGCUAUUCGAAAGUGUCUUCCAACUCAAUGUAAAACUGGAGUUAUCGAUCACUUGCGUACUUCCAGUAAAAGAACAUUUGCAAAUAAGAUGUCCUUUCAUGCACAGAUGUUGAUUGAUAUUGCAGAGAAAUGGGACUUCAACUCUUUUCGAGAGUAUUUACCAGAUCCUUACGUAUGUAUGAAGACAUAUAUUGGAAAUUAUAUAAAAGAUGUGAGUUCAAAUGAAAGAAACUUGCUUUUGAAAGAAAUAUAUUGUCAGAAAUUAUAUGACCUUUCGAUCAUAGCGGAGAAAGCCAUUGAUUCCGCAUGCAAAGACUCUAAGGAAAAAAGCAAGAUUACUAUUAGCGACUGGUGGCCCAAGUUAAUUAAAAAUAUUGGUGAUCACUUGGAUGUUAAAGAGGAAUUAGAAUGUUUUAACGAAGACGGGGGUAUUGAAGAGGCAGAGUUUAAGCAGAUGGUAUUAACAGAACUGAGGAAAUCUAAAGACCAAAUUACAAAAACAUUUGAAGAGGCUGGUAUCUUAUCUGCCAUACAGGAGCCGUGUGGACAGUUUUUUGAAAAAGACCUUCUCGGUUGCCGUGAAUUGUGUCCAUUCUGCAAAGCACCAUGUGAUCUCCAAGCGGGCAGUGAUCUCCAAGCGAGCAACAGAUAUGACGACCAUCGUACAGAGUUUCAUAGACCAGAAGGAGUGUCUGGGUAUCAUUAUAGGUCAAAUCAUAAACUAGUUACCGACGUGUGCACAACGUCUGUUACGUCAGAUGAUUCGAGGUUCUUUAACAAGGACACUGGUAUCUUUGGGCACCGUCACAAAGACUACCAAAGUCUGAAUCCAUACUACAAGGCCUGGAAGAUCCAACCGAAGGAGUGUGAGGCACAGCUUUACUGGAAGUGGUUUAUGGCAACAUACAACAAAGAACUUGCCGAAUACUACGAUUGUCUGCCAGCGGAUAUUCCAGAUGGAUGGAAAAAAAUUACCUGGGAAUUGGCGAAGGAAGAUAUGAUAAAAACAUACAAUUUAUAA
This is a messenger RNA of Anneissia japonica, 5054 nucleotides long. Its product is annotated as interferon-induced very large GTPase 1-like. The coding region runs from base 129 to 5054 and encodes 1641 amino acids. The record is from RefSeq and is a predicted model, not a curated record. The transcript has 2 exons. NCBI's taxonomy places the organism in Eukaryota, Metazoa, Echinodermata, Crinoidea, Comatulida, Comatulidae. Gene Ontology annotation, molecular function: GTP binding.